Gordionus sp. m RMFG-2023 is the source of this 1553-nucleotide messenger RNA. Its product is annotated as protein eva-1 homolog C-like. Bases 120 to 1553 code for a protein of 477 amino acids. Gene Ontology annotation, molecular function: carbohydrate binding. The transcript is spliced from 8 exons. NCBI's taxonomy places the organism in Eukaryota, Metazoa, Nematomorpha, Gordioida, Chordodea, Parachordodidae. The record is from RefSeq and is a predicted model, not a curated record.
UUUAUUCGAAAAAAAUAAAUAAAUAUAUUUAUAUUUAAUAUUAAAUUGAAAUUGAAAUUAGUUUUUUAUGUUAUUGACAAAUUGUUCCAAAAUUUAAAUAAUGUGUUAAGGAGGAAAAGAUGCAUUAUGCCGAAAUAAUUCUAUUUUAUUCAUUAUCGGCUUUAUACCAUAUCAUAACGGUGGUCGGGAUAGCAGACUUUACAACCAAGACCCUAAAAACAUUUGUGGAAACGACAUGCGAAAAUCAAAGCCUUUAUAUUCAUUGUCCAUUGAAUACAAGUAUCAUCAUCACCUCGGCUAUAUAUGGGCGUCCCAACAAAUACACUUACAGUAGCAUGAUGUUACAACAAGGUAAUUUGGAUGGGGAAAAGAUGGAUCCGGAUAAAAUUUGUAAAUCCUCCGCAUUCAAUCUGAGCGCCAUAGUUAAACCCAAAUCGAAAAUAUGCCUCUCGCCAUAUUCUAUGCAAAAAGUGGUGGAUGUUUGCCAAGAUAAACCAGAAUGUCAAGUAUUUGCUAGCAACAAGGUGUUUAAGGAUCCUUGCCCUAACGUUUUAAAAUACUUACAAGUCUCUUACAAAUGCCAACCUAGUGAAUUUGUUAACAAAGUAACUUGCGAAAAUGAAGAACUCAACAUCGAAUGCGAUAAAAAUCAAAAAAUCAUCAUAUUCUUGGCUUCCUAUGGUAUACAAAACGGAGGUAACUUGAUGUGUUCCAAAUUGCUGACCGAUAAACACUUUAAUUGCGAAGCCAAUAGUUCGACAGAAAUCCUAAUUUCACAAUGUUACGGGCACAGGUUCUGUAAGGUUAUGAUCGACGAUAAAACAUUCGGCAAUCCUUGUUCUGGGAUCGCAAAAUCGUAUAAAAAAUACAUCCACGUAGUAUAUUCUUGCGUUCAUAAAAAGAUACUCAUGGAAAAUUACAUAUAUAAACAGUCGUCAAUAGCAGCUAACACUACACAAUUCAAGGAUAAUAUGAUCCUCUCGAACAUUUCUAGAUUAUACAACACAACAAUCGCGUUUAGCAAAUCCUACAAAUUUAACAAGACCAAAGAUUUCUUCAUGAUCAACCUCUUCGGAUCCUAUUUGUUAGCUAAAAGCAACAAGGACAAAUUUUUAUUGUAUUUUUCUCUGGGCCUUUGUCUGGGACUCUUUCUCUUGCUCAUAUACUUACUAACCCGCGUUUUCGACCAAAAACUUUUCCCUCUUUACGUCCUUUUUAAGGUGUGUUGUGGUUGUUGUUCCAAAGGCUCCUCCAAAAAUUCCAAAACAUAUCAAAAGGCCUCUAAAUCGAUUUCCUUCAACGUAUUCAAAAAUGGCGGCAAAAAAUCUUUCAGCAAUUCUAGUGAGACUUCCGAUAAAUCUAGGCUCAAACAAGCUACGAUUACCAAAAAAUAUACCAACAUAAGCAACCUUAGGUACAACCCAAGGGGUGAAGACUCUUCCGCCAUUCGUUACAAUAAAUUCGACCACAAUUACGAUAGUUUUAACAAGUUUAAACCCUUUUUCCACCCUGAAAAUUUUGACGCAGCUUUAUCCUCCACUAGCGAAUUUUAA